UCUUUUCUCCUUCUCCUCCUCUUCCUCCUUUCCACCUCUCCACCUUUCUCAUCCCUUUAUCUCAUCUUUUUGUUCCCAUCCGGUGAAACCAAAUCAGCUCAAGGUAUUGAUUGAUCUAUACUUCCUCCUUCUGUAUAUUGAAAUUUCUUUUUAAUUGUUCCUUUUCCCUCUUUUCCUAUUUUUGGGUCUUUAUCCCCCUCCCCUCCCCUUCCCUUCCCUUCCCUUCCCUUCUUACCCUAUUAAGGAUCUCUUGACUUUUAUCCGUUCGUCUCUCUCUGCCCGAGAAGAAGAACAAGAGUCUCUCUCUCCUUUUCCCUUCGCGUUUCUUUUCGUGUUCCUCCUCUCCCAUUCUACCAAAACCCUCCAUCGUAUUUUUCUUGUCUUUCGCCAUCACCAUCUCUCUCCAUCCAUUUUCCUUAUCACCUUCAUUUUAUUUCAUAUUUCUAUAUCACAUUUCCCAUCUGAUUCACAUUUUCCGUGUCUUGUAUUUUCUUCUUUUCUGGUUUCUUUUUUCUUUUUAAUUUAUUUAUUUAUUUAUUUUUAUCUUUUAUCUUCCUCAUUUCUUUUACAUUGACAAAAGAGGAACAAGAAAAUUAAUUUAUUGGCAUCUAGAUUCCCAACCCGGUUCAAGAUUCUCCGACGACGCCGGUUGCUUCAUCCUUGAGACUUCUCCUCUCGAUGCUAUCUCUCUAAAUUUUCUCUACAUCAUGUCCACCGAGCCGGCCAUACGGACGGCUCAGGACGAUCUCGAGUCGCGCACCUCCAUCGACCAAACUCCCCGCGAAACUCGUCCUAGACGGUCGCGUCGCAAGAAGGACGAGGGACAGGACGCUGGGCGAAAGGACACUCCUAAACCUAGCAAGUCAAAGACUAAAGAAAAGGAGAAAGAAAAAGAACCAGAGACGGGGAGGCAGAACGAUAAGGAAUUGGACAAAGAAAAUCAUAAGGAUAAGGAGAGCAGGGAUAAAGAGCAGGAUCCAAAAGAGUCGAAACGCGGCAGUCGUCGCCAGAGGGACAAAUCGUCAUCCACGUCGGUCAAUCCUUCCAAUUCCUCUUCUACUCACGCUCGAAAGAAGCCUAAGUUGGAAGCAACGCCGUCAGAUCAAAGCCCCAGUGUACCGGCGGCUUCUGCAGCAGCAGCAGCUUCCACUCCAGCGACGACUACUAGUACUGUCACGACUACUACUGUUACGACCGCUGUUCCUGCUACUACUCCUAGCGUCGCCCCAGCUGCAGCUCCAGCUCCAGCUCCAGCUCCAGCUCCAGCUCCAGUCCAAGUUCCAAGCACCCCCGCUGCUAGCCCUCCGGCGUCGUCAGGCUCAAUUCACCUUGUCCAAUCUCACUUGCACCAGCAACAUCGUUCUCCAUUGCACCCGUCCCCCUCACUGCCACCCUCAUCUCAUCCCACUCCGCCCCCCGCGGCCCUUGGUCAUCCAUCAUCUUACCCGACGAUGGCUCCCGCAGGACCUCCGCGGCCGCAGUCCCAGCCACCACCUCCCCCACCUACUAGGACCAGUGGUCAGAAUUUCGACCCCAUUCGGUCCGCCUUCGAUACAGCUUCCCCGGCCCCAACACCGGGGCCGACAUCGACCUUCAGUCCCCCGGCUCGCCCUCUUUCUCCACGCCCAACAUUCCGCGCUAGCGCUUCACCUGCUAUAGCCAGCAUAAUUGAUCCUCCCACAACUACCUCCCCGUCCGUCUAUGCUCCCCGUCCAUAUGCUUCUCCGAACCAUGGCGCAUCCAUCUACUCCCCUUCCCCUGCGGCUACACCAGUCAUCGCUCCCACGCCGCAUCCGCCUCCUCAGCCGAUCUCGCCUUACGCCCAUCGAUCGCCCUAUCCCCCCCCUUCACAAUUACAGCCAUCGCACGAUUCGCAGUCAUCGGCUCACUCUUCGUCCCAAGGCCCGCCGCAACCCCUACCACCACGUCUAUCAGCGGCACCUGAGCCUCCGGCGCCUACACCGUCUAAUAAUCAUCGCGCGCCUUCACCCGGGCCUACCCCAAUGGACGUAGAUACGGAUCAGCAUGCGGCCCCCAAAGCACCAAAAAGGGAUACCAAAGCUGCCCCCACUGCGCCUCCAUCAAACGCUGCGUCACCAAAGCCUUCUCGUGCGACCAAGGAGCCACCGCCACCAUUGCCUCAAGGCUCAGGACUGAUCUCCAAUGCCUUGUUUGGUGUGGGCGACGCCGCACCAACCAGCGAUUCCGAUUCUAGGCGAACGCCCAGUAUUAUAAUACACAUUCCAUUGCAAGGAACCGGCAACAGGAUUGUCAACUUUGCGCGCUUGGCCGAAGAACAAUACGGCUUUGCCGCUUUACAUCCUCGCCUUGCGGCUCACAAGGAACGACUCGCCCGUGUAGCCGCAGCAGGUGCUGCACUAGAACGAAAUGAUAAGUCCGGCCGGGGACUCUCAGCUGGGGAGAGUGCUGAUGAAGAUCUCAGUCUCGAAGUUGAGCGUGACAGUGACUUGGAUGGAGACAGUGCGUUGGGCGGUGCAGCAGCUCGCACAAACGGGCCUGAGGCUCCAGAUGGGAAAAAGAAGCGUCGCAAGAAGAAGAUGGAAGAAUAUGACCGGGACGAUCCGUUUGUCGACGAUAGUGAGCUGGCCUGGCAGGAACAGGCCGCGGCCAGCAAGGACGGCUUCUUCGUAUAUAGUGGUCCUCUGGUGCCUGAGGGCGAAAAGGUGCAAGUAGAACGGGCGGAUGGUACAAUAAAACGUGGCCGGGGGAGGGGUCGCGGCGGUCGCAGCCGAGGACCUCAGUCCGCUUCCCAUCAAGCGCCACUGGCAGCUGCCGUCCCUAUCUCCCAAGAAACCGGCCUCCCUGUACGAGGUCCCGGAUCCCGGGGUGGUAGUACUACUCGUCGUCCGCGUACAAAGCCCAGGGCGGAGCAGGACAAAUCAGGUGGCACAUCGUCCACGUCUCAGGGGCGAGGAGGCGGCACCGCUGGCCGGGGAGGCUCGGCAAGCACUCGAGGGAAAUCAACAUCAAUGGUGGAAUUGGCACCACGCCCCAACUUGGCACCUACGCCCCCGGGACCCAGCCCGGUAGCAGGUUCUGAACUGGCGAUGAAAUAAAAAGUGGGCUUUAAUCACUCUCCUCCUUUCUCCAUGAAGUACGAUCCAUCGUCUAGGUAUCCGGUUAUGUGGUUUAUUGCUUUCGUUGGCGUCACUGGACCUGGGUACAGAGGGAUGAUGAAAGGUUUAUUGUAGAACGGUUGCUUCUGCUGCGAGGCUAUUACUGUGCUUCUAUUCGGUAUUACAUGCCUGUUAUGUGUUUCUAUCAGUGUGAUUUCUAAGCUUUCUUUGUUCUCUUCCAAACUUCUUCAUGGUUGGAUGGUGUUUCUCCAUUUCUGCAUCAUCUGGGGUGGUGUCUUUUCCUUUUAUAAUAUCUCGUUAACGUGUCUGCCGCUCAAUAUGAGGCGAAACGAAUAUGUUUCUAUUCCUGAAGGAAACCCGACGGAGGGGUUGGUUUGAUUAUGGCUACUAUAUUAGGUAUACAUGUGGCAUCA
This is a messenger RNA of Aspergillus caelatus, 3511 nucleotides long. RefSeq lists its product as uncharacterized. The record is from RefSeq and is a predicted model, not a curated record. Bases 708 to 3077 code for a protein of 789 amino acids. The transcript is spliced from 2 exons. NCBI's taxonomy places the organism in Eukaryota, Fungi, Ascomycota, Eurotiomycetes, Eurotiales, Aspergillaceae.